This is a messenger RNA of Arachis stenosperma, 1234 nucleotides long. RefSeq names its product annexin-like protein RJ4. The record is from RefSeq and is a predicted model, not a curated record. Gene Ontology annotation, molecular function: calcium-dependent phospholipid binding; calcium ion binding. The coding region runs from base 66 to 1019 and encodes 317 amino acids. NCBI's taxonomy places the organism in Eukaryota, Viridiplantae, Streptophyta, Magnoliopsida, Fabales, Fabaceae. Gene Ontology annotation, cellular component: cytoplasm. The transcript has 6 exons.
ACAUAUAAAAAGCAAGAAGCAUAGUGUAUAAGACAUCAUUAAUAAGAAAUUAAAGACAUUAAACCAUGGGUACACUCAUUGCUCCUACAAACCACUCCCCUCUUGAAGAUGCAGAAGCUAUCCGAAAGGCUGUCAAAGGAUGGGGAACUGAUGAAAAAGUGAUUAUAACAAUACUUGGUCACAGAGAUGCAAUUCAAAGGCAAAAAAUCAGAGAAGCAUAUUAUGAACUCUUUCAAGAAGAUCUCAUCAAACGCCUUGAAUCAGAGCUCUCCGGUGACUUUGAGAGAGCCAUGUACCGGUGGAUAGUUGAGCCUUCAGAACGUUAUGCAUUGUUGGCCAAUAUAGCCCUCAGGCAUGCUGACAGAAACUAUGACGUCAUCGUCGAAAUCGCAUGCGCCCUCUCGCCGGAAGAGCUCUUUAUCGUAAGGCGUGCCUACCAUAAUCGCUAUCAUCAUUCCUUGGAAGAAGAUGUGGCCGCUAAUACUAGCGGCCAUCUUCGCCAGCUAUUGGUUGGGUUGGUGAGCUCAUUUAGGUAUGGUGGGAAUGAGAUAAAUGCAAAGUUGGCACAAAGUGAAGCAGAUAUUCUUCAUGAGGCCAUAAAAUUGAAAGAUAAGAAUAGUAACAAAGAUGAAGAAGUUAUAAGAAUCCUUACAACAAGAAGCAAGAUCCAACUUGUUGCAACUUUCAAUCGCUAUAGAGAUGACCAUGGAAUUGCCAUUACCAAGAAAUUGUCCGAUGAAGCAUCUGAUGACUUUCACAAGGCAGUAAACAUAGCUAUUCGCUGCAUCCAAGAUCAUAAGAAGUACUAUGAAAAGGUUCUAAGAAAUGCAAUGAAAGGAGGUGGAACCAAUGAGGAUGCACUGACACGUGUCAUUGUGACAAGGGCUGAGAAAGACUUAAAUGACAUCAAAGAGAUUUAUUAUAAGAGAAACAGUGUUCACUUAGAGGAUUCAGUGGCUAAAGAAACUUCAGGAGACUACAAGAAAUUUCUCCUAACCUUGAUGGGAAAGGAGGACUAAUCCAACAUAUAUAACAUGUCAUGGCUGAGUCAAAUUUAUGUUUGAAUCUAUGCAAUCUUGAGUAAUAUAUUUGUUAAGUGUUAGUGUUACUUGGUUUGGUGCUUGUACCCCUUAUUAAUAAUGAAAGCUGUUGGAUUAAACUAUAAUGGGUUGCUUCCAUUCCAUAAUAACUUUGACUGAUCCUUAAUUGUAGGUAUUAGUUAGCUAGCUCAAUA